GACAGCUGGCUGCCCCCUUAACGGUGGAAAUUCGCCGGUGCUUUUAUCCGGUUGACUGACCUGAUGAUCGUCCUUCAAUCCAAGACCUUCGGCGUCCUGCGCCCCGUCCGUUCCGCCGCCAUGCAAGCCACGGCCCUGUUCUCCUCACCUCUCUACUCCUUUUGCUUCCACGCCCGCGGAUUCCGGCUCUAUCGGCCCUUCGGGACUGUCCCGCCGCCUCCACUCAGAUCUUGGCGCCGCCGCUUCUCUGUCUCCUCUUCGAGCUCCGGCGAUAGGGUCGUUGCCCGUCCUCCCUCCGAGCUGCGAAAAAAGCCCAUCGGUGGCAGCAGCGGCGUUGGAGAUGAGAAGCUUCGGGCUCUCCGGGAGUUGUUCACGAGACCAGAUGUUGGUAUAGAUGCUUACAUCAUCCCCUCUCAGGAUGCUCAUCAGAGCGAGUUUAUCGCUGAAUGUUUUGAACGACGGGCCUUCAUAACUGGCUUUACUGGUAGUGCUGGUACUGCCGUGGUAACAAAAGAGAAGGCUGCUCUUUGGACUGAUGGACGCUAUUUUCUUCAGGCUGAGCAGCAACUGAAUCACAGUUGGGUCCUUAUGAGAAGUGGCAAUCAUGGUGUUCCCACCACUAGCGAAUGGCUUAAUGAUGUCUUGGCUCCUGGAUGCAAGAUUGGCAUUGACCCUUUUCUUUUUUCGUCUACUGCAGCAAAAGAAUUGAAAGAGGAAAUAGCCAAGAAGGAUCAUCAGGUAGUUUUUCUCUAUGAUAUCAACCUCGUUGAUGAGAUCUGGGGAGAAUCAAGGCCAAAGCCUCCAAGUAACCCAACUAGAGUUCAUGAUGUUGAAUAUGCUGGGGUUGAUGCCUUGUCAAAGCUUUCGUUCUUAAGAUCUGAACUAAUGGAAUCUGGCUGUACAGCUAUCACUAUAUCUAUGCUUGACGAAGUUGCUUGGCUUUUGAACAUGAGGGGAAGUGAUGUUCCACAUUCACCUGUAUUCUACGCCUACUUAUUAGUGGAGCUUAGCAGCGCCAAAUUGUUUAUUGAUAAUUCUAAAAUCACCAAGGAGGUGAAGGACCACUUGAGUAAAUCUGGAGUAGAUCUCAGACCAUAUGGAGCUAUUCUUCCUGAAAUAGAGAGGUUGGCUGGAAAUGGUUCUAAGCUCUGGUUAGAUCCAUCAAGUAUAAAUGCUGCAAUUGUUAGCAUCUUUGAAGCAGCAUGUGAUAAACAUAAUAAAAUGACUAGAAAAGGAGAAAAAACAAGAGAUGGUUCAUCAACAAACAGCCAGGAUGUUUAUAAUAAUGAGUCAUGUGGAGUGUACAAGGUUUCACCAGUUACCAUAGCUAAAGCAAUAAAAAAUAGAGCAGAGAUAGAGGGGAUGCAGAAUGUACAUUUAAGAGAUGCUGCAGCUUUAGCUGAAUUUUGGGCUUGGAUGGAAGAAGAAAUCUCCAAGAAGAUGCCACUUACAGAAGUAGAAAUUGCUGAUAAACUGCUUGAUUUUCGAAAAAAACAGUCUGGCUUUCUAGAUACAAGCUUUGAUACUAUUAGUGGAUACGGUGCAAAUGGUGCAAUCAUACACUAUAAACCAACUUCAGAAAAUUGUAGCGUUGUUGAUGAUAAGAACCUAUUCCUGUUAGAUAGUGGUGGUCAAUAUGUUGAUGGUACCACUGACAUAACAAGAACAGUGCAUUUUGGCGAACCUUCAGCCCGACAAAAGGAAUGCUUUACUAGAGUCCUCCAGGGUCAUAUAGCUGUUGAUCAGGCAAUUUUCCCCGAGGGUACACCUGGUUUUGUUCUUGAUGUAUUUGCACGUUCAUCUCUUUGGAAAAUUGGACUUGAUUAUAGACAUGGGACAGGUCAUGGAGUGGGAGCUGCAUUAAAUGUCCAUGAAGGGCCUCAAAGUAUAAGCUUCAGAUAUGGAAAUACAACGGCUUUGCAAAAGGGCAUGAUUGUUAGCAAUGAACCUGGAUACUAUGAGGACAAUUCAUUUGGUAUCCGGAUUGAGAAUCUCCUUAUAGUGAAAGAAGUUGACUUGCCAAACUACUUUGGUGGCUUCGAGUAUUAUGGUUUCGAGAAACUUACCUUUGUCCCAAUACAGGCUAAGUUACUUGAUUUGUCUUUGUUAUCUCAUGGGGAGAUUAAUUGGCUAAACGAUUAUCAUGAACAAGUCUGGCAAAAGGUUUCUCCUUUGUUGAAUGGCCGCUCUCAGGAAUGGCUUUGGAAUAACACGAGGCCUUUGCUACAAAACUGAACGUGCUCGUGUUCUUCUCAUGCCCCCAGAUGCUUCAUGAAACACCAUUGAUUCCUCCCGUCGACAAGGAAGCUUACUCGAAAUUACAGGAACAGAGGAGGUCCAGUAUCACUAUGUGAAAUAUGAAACUUGUUGGGCGUUGUAAAAUUUUAUUGAUUAUUCGGCCAUGCCCAUUUAAACCCAGUUACAAUCAAUUGUAAAAUGCAGCUUUAUUUAUCUGAAAAUUUUCUCAAUUUUAAAUUUAAUGAUAUUCA
Messenger RNA from Zingiber officinale, 2489 nucleotides. Its product is annotated as aminopeptidase P2-like. The record is from RefSeq and is a predicted model, not a curated record. The transcript is spliced from 13 exons. NCBI's taxonomy places the organism in Eukaryota, Viridiplantae, Streptophyta, Magnoliopsida, Zingiberales, Zingiberaceae. Gene Ontology annotation, molecular function: metalloaminopeptidase activity. Bases 64 to 2235 code for a protein of 723 amino acids.